Vitis vinifera (wine grape) is the source of this 420-nucleotide messenger RNA. RefSeq lists its product as uncharacterized. The record is from RefSeq and is a predicted model, not a curated record. The transcript is spliced from 2 exons. Lineage: Eukaryota; Viridiplantae; Streptophyta; Magnoliopsida; Vitales; Vitaceae. Bases 1 to 420 code for a protein of 139 amino acids.
AUGGCUAGUGGAAGUGGAAGUGGAAGUGGAGGUGGAGGUGGAGGUGGAGGUGGAGGUGGAGGUGGAGGUAGAGGUGGAGAUGGAGGUGGUGAGAGUGGCACAUUCAGCCGAGAUUUAGCUUGGAAGUAUUGUUCACCAUUAGAGGGAAACCGAAAUGGGACAAUUUUGCCACCCGAAGUGAAAGAAGAGAUAGGAGAGAUGUUACAUGAAAAAAGUAAAGCAAAAGCAAAGAAAACUGCAGAUAUUGAAGAGAUCAGGGAUCAAUUACGUGGCACUAUGGGGGCUAAGCAUACACAUGUCAUGGACGAGGAUGAUGAUGAAGAUGAAGAAGUGUACAUGUAUCCAGCAAAUAUGGACCUGGAUAAGCGGGAUGCUUAUCGAGAAGUGGUCCGUGCAUCGAAGGCAACAAAAUGGGAGUGA